CUGCCGCGGCUGCCACCGCCCACUAGGGACUGGGAGCGAGCUGCAGGCGGCAGCCGAGCGGAGAAGGGCCCCGCUGGGCUAGCGUACGGCUAUGGCCCCGUGGCUGCAGCUCUGUUCCUUCUUCUUCACUGUCAACGCCUGCCUCAACGGCUCGCAGCUGGCAGUGGCUGCGGGGGGCUCGGGCCGCGCGAGGGGCGCCGACACCUGUGGCUGGAGGGGAGUGGGGCCGGCCAGCAGAAACAACGGGCCGUACAACGUCACCUUCAGAUAUGACAACUGUACGACCUACUUGAAUCCAGUUGGGAAGCACAUGAUUGCUGAUGCCCAGAACAUCACAAUCAGCCAGUAUGCUUGCCAUGACCAAGUGGCGGUCACCAUUCUUUGGUCCCCAGGGGCCCUUGGCAUUGAAUUCCUAAAAGGAUUUCGAGUAAUACUGGAGGAGCUGAAGUCGGAGGGGAGGCAGUGCCAACAACUGAUUCUAAAGGACCCGAAACAGCUCAACAGUAGCUUCAAAAGGACGGGAAUGGAAUCUCAGCCUUUCCUGAAUAUGAAAUUUGAAACGGAUUACUUUGUCAAGAUUGUGCCCUUUCCUUCCAUUAAAAAUGAAAGCAAUUACCAUCCUUUCUUCUUCAGAACCCGGGCCUGCGACCUAUUGUUACAACCGGACAACAUGGCCUGUAAGCCCUUCUGGAAGCCUCGAAAUUUGACUAUCACCCAGCACGGUUCAGACGUGCAAGUGUCCUUUGACCACGCACCGCAUAACUUCGGCCUCCGUGGCUUCUAUCUUCACUAUAAACUCAAGCAUGAAGGUCCCUUCAGGCGGAGGACGUGCAAGCAGGACCAGAACACAGAGACAAGCAGCUGCCUCCUCCAAAAUGUCUCUCCCGGGGGUUAUGUCAUUGAGCUGGUGGAUGACAACAACACAACCAGGAAAGUGGUUCAGUACGCGGUAAGGCCAGUGCACUCUCCCUGGGCUGGACCCAUCAGAGCCGUGGCCAUCACUGUGCCUCUGGUUGUCAUCUCGGCCUUCGCCACGCUUUUCACUGUGAUGUGCAGAAAGAAACAGCAAGAAAAUAUAUAUUCACAUUUAGAUGAAGAAAGCCCGGAGUCCUCCACAUACGCAGCGGCUCUCCCCAGAGACAGGCUCCGGCCACGGCCCAAGGUCUUCCUCUGUUACUCCAGUAAAGAUGGCCAGAGUCACAUGAAUGUGGUCCAGUGUUUUGCCUACUUCCUCCAGGAUUUCUGUGGCUGUGAGGUGGCUCUGGACCUAUGGGAAGAUCUCAGCCUCUGCAGAGAAGGGCAGAGAGAAUGGGUCAUUCAGAAGAUCCACGAGUCCCAGUUCAUCAUUGUCGUGUGCUCCAAAGGCAUGAAGUACUUCGUCGAUAAGAAGAACUACAAACACAAAGGAGGCAGUCGAGGCGCGGGCCAAGGAGAGCUCUUCCUCGUGGCUGUGGCCGCCAUUGCCGAAAGGCUCCGUCAGGCCAAGCAGAGUUCAUCCGCAGCACUGAACAAGUUUAUCGCUGUCUACUUUGAUUAUUCCUGUGAAGGAGAUGUCCCCUGCGUUCUGGACCUAAGCACCAAAUACAAGCUCAUGGACAACCUUCCCGAGCUGUGUUCCCAUCUGCACUCAGGAGAGCACAGCCUUCAGGGGCUGGCUCAGCACCCAGGACACAGCAGUAGAAGGAACUACUUCCGGAGCAAGUCUGGCCGUUCCUUGUAUGUUGCCAUUUGCAACAUGCACCAGUUUAUCGAUGAGGAGCCUGAUUGGUUCGAGAAGCAGUUUAUACCCUUCCAUCCUCCCCCGGUGCGCUACCAGGAGCCGGUCCUGGAGAAGUUUGACUCAGGUUUGGUUUUAAAUGAUGUCAUAACCAAACCAGGGCCAGAGAGUGACUUCUGUCUAAAAGCUGAGGCUUCUAUACUUGGGGCCCCUAGGCCAGCUGACUCAUACUCGUACCUGGAAAAUCAGCAUGCAAGCCUGGACCAGGAUAUUGAGGCCCAGCCCAUCUGCGAGAGUGGCCCUGCCUUGCCCCUGUUGCAUGCGGUGAAAGCUGGCAUUCCCUCGGAUAUGCCACGGGACUCAGGCAUAUAUGAUUCCUCUGUGCCCUCAUCAGAGUUGUCUCUGCCUCUGAUAGAAGGACUCUCCCCUGACCAGAUGGAAACAUCUUCCCUGACCGAGAGUGUAUCUUCCUCCUCUGGCCUAGGUGAGGAGGACCUCCCUACCCUCCCUUCCAAGCUCCUCGCCUCUGGGGUGUGUAAAGAAGAACAUGGUUGCCACAGCUAUACUGAUGAACUCCAAGUGGCUGCCCCUUUGUAAGCACAUGGGAGCAUCUAAGCAUCGCCACUUUAACGGCUGCUGCUUGGGUUUCCCAGCUCACCUCUGUGUUGUGCAGCCUGCCUGGGGCUGAGGGCUCACACAAGGAUAUCUGGAAUGAAAUUCUGGCCAGUACUCAAUCCUGUCUGCUCCGGCCUUCUAAUAGAUAUUUAGCAGAGUCUCCGAUUUCCCGAAAGCAUACGGAGCUCUCCAAGGCAUGUCCAUUAGAGCAGCCGGCAGCCGGCUAUGUGAGGCCGUUCCUUGGAUUGGAGCCUUUCCUGGGAGGCAGAGAGGAAGCCGGCACAGAGAAGCAGGAGGCACCAACACUGCUUGUUCUGACUCCACUGACCUCUGCAAACUUUACCUGUUCCCUUUCGGCUACUUUGAUUCAAACUGCUUUGUGGAAAAAGCACUUUGAACAUCAGUACAGCUACACGUCGAGUACUGUCUGGGACCCAGAUUGUGCUGCGAGUGAUGUUUCCAUCCGUUUCUGAUGUGGAACUUACACUGUCUCGAGUGUUAGGUAAACUCUGAGUCAAAGGUCUAGACAAUGACUGAAUGUCCAUCCAGUCACUUUUUAUGAAACAACUUUCUCUAUAUUCCUGGGAAACGUGGCUGACCAGGAUGGAAUCCACGGAGCAGGCUCACCCUCUUGACCGUCAUCAUAUGUGAAGAAGAUGCCAGCACCUGGGUGUCUUCCCUGGAUCUAAGGAGCCAGCAUGUGGGGACCAUAGUUUCCCUGGGUUACAACUACUGCUCUGUAGCUCCGGUGAUGAUGCGUAGAGAUAAAGGACUAUUGCACAGCUGGGCGACAUUAUUGGAAGUUGUGGUUUGUGCUUUGGCUGUGGUGCUCUGUGUCCUGAAUGUUAGAGGUCAGAAUCUAUUAAAACACAACUGUGUGUGGGAGGUGGUGGCCAGUUAAUCUGCUGACGUGGUUUUGACUAGUGACAAACCUCCUUUUUAGAAAGCAGAAAAGAGGGGAUUGUUACAAAAGUAAACGCUCUAUUUUUAUGAAUGACUCUUGUACAGAAGUUCUGUUUCCAAAGGCAAAGCAUCUCUUCACAUGCUGUGUAUUAAUUAAUUAGAUGUAUAUAAUGACAUGUCCGUGGAAAUGUCAUGUCUCUGUGGAAACCCUCAUCCUCUCUCCAUGGCGCAUUUGGUGUGAGCAUUCCUCUCCACUGUGAUCAUGAGUGCUGUUGGAUUUUGGCAGGCUGUUUUCCCAGCAUUCUACCGGGAACUGUGAAGGAUUUUCCCAUUCUUUAACCAGUUAGGAUCAACAUUAAGGAGGAUGCUGAGAAAGAUCCCAAGGUGGGGUGGAGAAGAGGCAGGGUUUUUCCUUCCAGGCACAUUUUCAGCAGGAGGGGAAGGAAGCCUCGGCUCCUGCAGCAGUGUGUGUGUGUGUGUGUGUGUGUGUGUGUGUGUGUGUGUGUGUGUGUGUGUGUUGGAUGAAAGUUUCCUCCCUGCUCUGCACAGGCCGCUGGCAGCUUCUCAGGAGAACGUGCUCCUCUGUCCUCUGGCAGAGAACAGAGCAGCUGCUCUGGGCGAGCUGUGAGAUGGUCUCGCCGUAAAACCAGGACUCUCAGCAGCGGAGCUCGUUCCAGAUUGUCACUGUGGAAUCCAGACCGAGCAGACAGAGCUCCCACCUCCACGAGACUGCCCUGGCCGUUCUCAGUCUUGGCAAUCAUUCUCUGAAGGAGAUCAGUGGGCCUACAUUGCUAACGUGUGACCAUUCACUGGGAACAUCAUCAGAGAGGUUUUUUUUUUUCUUUUUAAGCUGAGGCCAAGAAAUAUUUUAGGCCCCCCCAAGGAGACUCCCCAAAGAAACCACUUUUAGGAGAGAUACUCAGUUUUGCAUAUGGGAUGUGGGACCCCUGAGAGUGCCUAGGGCCAGCAUGGGGCCUUGGGCUUAGGGCUAAGCAAGGCCCAGGCAGAGAGCUCACGGCAUGGAUUCAGGUGAGGAAAAUGGAGGGAAACCACCUGAGCCUUCUAAGAUGCCAAUCUAAAAAGUCAGGAUCAUCAGGUGAUGUUUCAGUUUGGAUUUAGCGACUGGAUGCUUUUAUUUUGAAAUACAAAUGUUUCUGUUCAGAAGACUCAGAUUCUAACGUGCCAAGUGAUGGAACUACAGUAAGGCUGCUUAACUCAGGAUGAGCUGAUAGUGGGUAAUAAAGUGACAUUUUAUUAGUCAGCCCCUGUUCCCCCUCCACCUCAUCACUCGAGCUGGGAAUGAGAAUUGCCUUGCAGAUUAAGGCAAAGUGUCUGUUCUGAACAGAGCUGCAGUUUUUGGCUCAACAUUGUCCCACGCGGUAGAGAUGGGAAGAUGGAAUUAGAGAAAGGUUCUGACAAGCCACAGGCUUUUUGAUGCUGUAGGGAAACAGGAGGAGGUUGGGUCUGAGAGUGAACCGUAUGUGGGUAAAGAGAGGGUGUCCACCGGGAAGGAGGCCAGGAUAAGACCAGGGCGCCAGGAAGCCCAGAGCGAUGAGGUAGUUGUUGCCCCGUGUCUGUGGGUGUCCCACAAGCGCAUCUGAUGCUGAGAAACCUAGUUACAGGGGGACCGGGGGGGGGGGGGGUCUCUGAACAGUUGGCGGCAAGUAACAGGGACCACCUCAGUGGGCCCCACCCAGGUACAUGAGUGCGGAGGCUUGGGGCUUUGGGGCACAUAGAUUUCUGGAAUGAAUCAGAAGUCGUCCUUGACCAGGCCCAGGGAUUCAGGUGGGACCUAAGCAGGUCAUAGUAUUUUGAGUCAAAAUGAGACUGGGUCUUAAAGUUGUGGUCUGAAGUUUUGGGUUGGCCGACAGGUGCUAACUGAAGUCAGCCCUGGGUCAGAAGCUGAAAGCUGUCUUCAGUGAUCGUGAGAUCAUUGGAGUCAGCAUGCAGAAAGUUAGGGGUUCAAGUUCGAGUCUGAUGGAAGCUCAGACUUACCUCUUCAUAGUCACGUGAUUGUUUUUGUUACUGGUUUUCUUGACAACCUCUAAUCUUAGGUCCUCUGACCUUUAUGUAAGUAACUAAAUAGGGAACUGUCCCCUCCAGACUAUGGGAUUGCAGGGUUGUGGGAGCUUUUCAGAAGGAGUAGGGAAGCUAUUUUAUUCAUGAAGGAGGAAGAAAGGAAAACACAAAAUUAUCAGCUACCUCAACACAAGAAAGAACAUUCUGCCUCUAUUGGGAAAAGGCAGACCACGCCAAGGUCAAGGUUUCUCAUCUUUUUCUUUUAUCUUCCAUUGUUGGGGAUGGCUGCUCAUAGUUGGCAGAGUCUGCUUCCUGGGGCACCAGAGAGUGUCCUUUCUGCCGCACCCCUGUCUAGCCUUCAGGAGCAGGGAACAUUCCAGAUGAGUGUGUCUCCGCAGUGUUUCCUGCUUUUCCCAGUGUUCAAGAAAAGUUGAGAAUUUCUGAUUUUUAAGCUAUUAAUGUCUCGCGCUGGCAAGCCCAGCAACCCAAGUUUACUCCCAUGAACUCACCCUCUCCCAAAAGUUGUUGUGUUCUUUCACUUCCUCAGGCUGGCUGUGGCACUCACAGGUACCCAUUGCGUGUGUGUGUGUGUGUGUGUGUGUGUGUGUGUGUGUGUGUGUAUGUAUGUAUGUAUGUGUCGUGUGUGUGCACACACUAAGUUUAAAAAGCAAGCAAAACAUUGACAUUUAAACUUUAGAAACUGCUAAAGUGAAUUCAGGACCAACAGAACAUGUAGAUGGAUCUGAUUUUGCAUGGUGGCUGCCAGGUUUGUGACUUCCGCUUUGUUUUGUUUUGUUUUUUUUGUUUUGGUUUUUCGAGACAGGGUUUCUCUGUGUAGCUUUGUUCCUUUCCUGGAACUCACUUGGUAGUCCACGCUGGCCUCGAACUCACAGAGAUCUGCCUGGCUCUGCCUCCCAAGUGCUGGGAUUUAAGGCAUGCGCCACCACCGCCCGGCCGUGACUUCCGCUUUGUAAAAUGUGAAAUAAACCAUCCACAGUAAUCACAAAUGUGUGGGGCCCCGGGAAAAGCUGCUGCUAGCCCUCUCCUUCAGGAAACUUGAUGCGAUCCUGAUGGUUUUGCUUCUCAUGUAGCCCAGGCUGGCCUUGAGUUCCUGAUGCCUCUCUGGCAUGCACCAUAACCCACAGCCUCCAUUUGAUUCCGAAUGCAUUUGAAAUGUUUUGAUUAUGUCUUUACAUUUCAUGUCUCAAGAGAAAGGCAGCUCAGCUGUUAAUUUCAGAUUCAGAUUUAUACUGUCCUGCAUUUAAAAGCAGGCAACAGUUGCAUUUAAACCUCUGGACUUUGGGGGCCUUAUUUAUAGUUCAACUCUAGUUGUGUUUAUGUGGGGGGCAGUUCUGAGCUUAUGCCAACAUACAUUAGGGACAAUUUAUUUGGGGAAUACAGCAAAGUGCCCCAACACUGGGUUUUGGCGUCAUGCUUUUUCUGCAAACUAGGACUGUUUGGAGGUGUGAUAAAGGAAACGGAAUCAUUUCCUGUUGUUGAGAUACCAGGUGUCCCCAUGGGGGUUUGGCCACCCUGGUCAAAUCACCACUUUUCCAGAUCCAAGGGUGAAAGUUAGCUGAAGGAAGGCUGGCUGGCUAUAAGCAGUUGGCUUUGGUUCCAGUUUCAGAAUUUGAGGGUGAGGAGAGGCUUAGAUCACCCAGCACGUUCCCUCCGUGCACUCAAGACAGGCUGUGCUUGAGUUGUUCCAGACACGAGGCUGUGGCCCAGAGUCUGGCUCCUUAGCGAAGGAGAUUCUGUAACCUCCCCGCUGAUCAGAUAGUUCUCUGUAUGCCUUUGUUGCAGAAAUUCAAGCCAGCUUUCUUUUGUCUUGGGUGUAGAGGAGAAAGAACAGCUGGUCACCUUCCCAGUACUGAAAACCACAGUGAAGUCAUCCCCUGGUGUUUUUUCAGUAGUAAAUAAUCCCACCCACUUAAGGUCUUUCACAGCUCUUGUUCUCCAGGGGCUUAAUGAUUUCCUCCGCUCCUGCACUUCUCAGCACUUCUCGGCUUCACGCUCAGUUCCAUUACCCAGACAACACCGGUGCCUUGUUCACAUGGGUGCCAUCUGACAGCCAGGCCCCAGUUAGGGUUACAGGGAAAUUUGUGCGGGCCUGGGUGCUCUCACCACAUAGAAAAAAAUCAUGGCACUUUAAAACACUGUCAUAUCACUGAUACGCCUCCGGAGAGUUAUGACCGCCACUUUUGGUCUCUUGCUGAUAGUCCUGGCUCCUGUGGUAUAGCUUCUUUUCUCCCACAGGCAAACACUUGGUGCUCAUUGCUGAUGUAUUUAAUGUCUUCUUCUAAUCUGAAGACACCCUUCAAGGCCAGCUCUUACCUUCAGAGUGGCAGCUACUCCACACUCCAACUUUGGGUUCUGUUUUUACCUAUUUCUAGACUUGAUCUUUAUUUUGUGAAUCAUAUCAUUGUUUAAAUGGUGCACACUUCAGCAGAACUGGCAAGGUGUGUGGGGGGGGCAGUGUUGCUAAGUGCCGCCUUCCGUUGCUGUUGGGGACUAAUUUACAAACCCUUUUGAAUGCCUCAGGGAGAGCCUCUGGGGAAUUUUAGCCAAUUGUUUUCUUUCCUGCCCCUUGGGUCAUCCUUGAUAUUCACCUGGGACCACAGACACCAAGGCUGUAUCUCUCAGUUGAGCAGGCAUAGUAGUUGAUACAAUCAGAAACCAGACAGAAGCAAUCAUUCCAACUGCAUAGCUAACAUUUAUAUUGCAUAGAAUCGGGCAGAAAGAGUCAAGGAGCAGCCUCCUGUGGCUGCCACUGGGUUAUACGCAAUGUGCUCAUCUGUUAUUUUUUUAAAAAUUCUCUUCCUCUCAAAAAGAAGCAUGUCAAGUUUGGACAGCAGCAAAAACUUCCAUACAAAUCCAAAGUGUUCAUUUUGAGUGUAACAUUAAUUUUUGUUAUCUGUUUAAAAAGCAAAUAUUUUUACUGUGGAAGCUCCCGUGUUAAGAAGGAAGGCCUUCGGGCACAGUGAUGACUGAUGACAUUGUUCUGUUUUACAUUUUAAGUUUUUUUGUCUUCGUGAGGUUUGGCAGAAGAGUGAGCACGGGCAGGCUGUAGCAGUGUGCCAUAUUUUUACAUUGGAGAUAUUGGGGGUGUAUUUGUACAAAACCAUACCUAGAUGAUAGUCAGUCGUGGCUGGCAUUUGUAAGAUGUUUUUGUGCCUUAGAAUUUCUGCCUCAAAUAAAGUGUUUUGUUGUAAGUC
Peromyscus californicus insignis is the source of this 8469-nucleotide messenger RNA. RefSeq names its product interleukin 17 receptor D (gene Il17rd). Gene Ontology annotation, molecular function: interleukin-17 receptor activity. Lineage: Eukaryota; Metazoa; Chordata; Mammalia; Rodentia; Cricetidae. The coding region runs from base 92 to 2314 and encodes 740 amino acids. The record is from RefSeq and is a predicted model, not a curated record. The transcript has 13 exons.